UCUGAUCCAGUGGACAUGGUUACUUUUGUCAGUAAUCAGGACGAAAUGUAUUACUUUCUUAAAAACGAUAGCACUUCAACAAGAAUUGUGUUGAAGGAUUCUGGGUUACUGCAACACCUCGGGUGGAACAAUGCGGAUAGAGAAUGGAAGGAAAUAUGGUCUGCGCCAAAAUAUCAGUGUGACCUGUAUGGAGAGUGCGGUGCCAACAGCAAAUGUAGCCCUGACAAUAUCCAUUUGUUUGGGUGUGAGUGUUUGCCAGGGUAUGAACCGAAGUCUGUCAAUGAUUGGAAGAUGAGAGAUGGUUCGGACGGGUGUGUGAGUAAACGACUUGCGGUAUCAAAGUGUAGGAACGGAGAAGGGUUCAUGAAAGUGGCACGAGUUAAAGAUCCAGACACAACCAAAGCAGCACGGCUGAAAAAAGGUAUUAGUAUCAAAGAGUGUGAGCAGGUGUGCUUAAGCAAUUGUUCUUGCACUGCAUAUACGGUCAUAGAAUCUGAAGGGCGCGGUGAUUGCUUGACAUGGUAUGGUGAGUUGCUGGACAUUUUAGUGCACACAGAGGUAGGGCAAGAUCUAUAUGUACGUGUGGACAAAAUCGAAUUAGCUGAAACUGCCCGAAACUCGAAAGGUUUUCUUAAAAGGAGAGGUAUGCUGGCUAUUCUGAUGUUGUCUGUUCUUCUAGCAUUGGUACUGAUCGUUGCGUUGGCCUGUUGGAGGAUUAAGAAAAAGAGGAAGACAAAAGUUGAGAUCGAAGAAACUAGGGGACAUCCCGAAUUGCAAUUUUUCCAUCUGAGAACGAUAAUUGCAGCUACAAACAACUUCUCUCCAGUCCAAAAACUUGGCCAAGGUGGUUUUGGCACUGUUUAUAAGGGUGUGUUACGAAAUAAUCAGAAUAUUGCUGUAAAAAGAUUAUCCAGAACUUCAGGACAAGGAGUUGAAGAAUUCAAAAAUGAAGUUGCGCUGAUAGCGAGACUUCAACACAGGAAUCUUGUGAAACUUUUAGGUUGUUGCAUAAAGGGAGAAGAAAGGAUGUUAGUCCUGGAAUACUUGCCGAACAAAAGCUUGGACUAUUUUCUUUUCGAUCACACAAAAAAGUCCUUGCUGGAUUGGCAAAAGCUGGAUUGGCAAAAGCGAUUCGAAAUCAUCAAUGGGGUUGCUCGUGGGGUUUUGUAUCUUCACCAGGACUCAAGACUUAGGAUUAUUCACAGGGAUCUAAAAACCAGCAAUGUCCUUCUAGACGCUGAGAUGAACCCAAAAAUUUCAGAUUUCGGCAUGGCAAGAAUCUUCUAUGGGGACCAACUCCAGGAUACGACCAACAAAGUUGUUGGAACAUAUGGCUAUAUGUCACCAGAGUAUGUAGUGUUUGGGAGAUUUUCAACCAAAUCAGAUGUUUUUAGUUUUGGGGUCAUAUUAUUGGAGAUUGUAAGCGGCAAGAAAAACAACAGUUUCGAUCAAGAGGAUCAUUUCAGAAACUUAAUAGGACAUGUUUGGCAGUUGUGGAGUGAAGACAGAGCCUUAGAAAUUGUGGAUUUGUCACUGGAGUCAUACUCACCCGACGAAGCCAUGAGAUGCAUUCAAGUCGGGCUCUUGUGUGUCGAAGAAGAGUCGAAGAACAGACCAUCCAUGUCAGCUGUUGUUUUUAUGUUGAGCGGCGAAGCAUCUGCUCCAUCUCCUCAGCAGCCUGCAUUUGCCUUGAGAAAAAAUUCAUGCAGCGAUGCUGCUGUUCCAUCAGUUUCCAAAGGAUCGUGUUCUAUCAACGACGUGACAAUAACUAAAUUUGAAGGUCGAUAACUAAAUUCUAAUGUCGUCUAUGAUAAAACAUGAUCCAUUGGGAACUGAAUCAUAUACGUUGAAAUGAGAUUUCAGUUAUAUAGGCUAUUUCAUGCACUUACAAAUACCUCUUGGAUGUAUCUGAUAAUACAGAACUCUUUCCAACAGUUAUGUAUCCUAAUCAAAACGUUUUUAAUAUUAAUUAAAAACUUAAUCCAAAAUUAAAAUCA
Molecule: messenger RNA, 1997 nt
Organism: Malus domestica (apple)
Lineage: Eukaryota; Viridiplantae; Streptophyta; Magnoliopsida; Rosales; Rosaceae
Product: G-type lectin S-receptor-like serine/threonine-protein kinase At1g11410
Biological process (GO): protein phosphorylation; recognition of pollen
Cellular component (GO): plasma membrane
Molecular function (GO): ATP binding; protein serine/threonine kinase activity
Source: RefSeq, a predicted model, not a curated record